AUGUCCGCCGCCGUGGCGUGCCUGGACUACUUCGCCGCUGAGUGCUUGGUGUCCAUGUCCGCGGGCGCCGUGGUUCACCGCCGCCCGCCGGACCCCGAGGGCGCGGGCGGAGCCGCCGGCUCGGAGGUGGGUGCGGCGCCGCCGGAGUCCGCUCUGCCGGGUCCGGGGCUACCGGGACCCGCGUCGGUCCCCCCGCUCCCCCAGGUCCCCGCCCCCAGCCCCGGCGCGGGCGGCGCCGCGCCCCACCUGCUGGCUGCAAGCGUCUUGGCUGACUUGCGCGGCGGCUCUGGGGAGGGCUUCGGGGAGAACUCGGGGGAAGCUCUGCGCGCCUCGUCCGGCUCCUCCGGCCCGACCCGGGGCUCCGGCCCGACCCUGGGCUCAGAGCUGGCCCCGGCCAGCAGCGCCGCGGAGAUCUCCGGACCCGCGCACUCCUCCGGCGAGCUUGGGGUUCCUGGAGCGCCAGACGUCCCCGGAGCGCCUGCGGUCCCCGGGGAGGUCCCCGGGGAGGCCCCUGGGGCCGGCCCCGCCCCCGCCACAGGUCCAGUGCCCCGUCGGAGGCCGGUGACACCCGCUGCCAAGCGCCAUCGCUGCCCCUUUCCGGGCUGCAACAAAGCUUAUUACAAGUCGUCGCAUCUGAAGUCCCACCAGCGCACCCACACGGGUGAGCGCCCUUUCUCCUGCGACUGGCUCGACUGCGACAAGAAGUUCACGCGCUCCGACGAGCUGGCCCGCCACUACAGGACGCACACGGGCGAGAAGCGCUUCUCCUGCCCCCUCUGCCCCAAGCAGUUCUCCCGGAGCGACCAUCUGACCAAGCAUGCUCGCCGCCACCCAGCCUAUCAUCCCGACAUGAUCGAGUACCGCGGGCGCCGUCGCACUCCCCGCGUCGACUCGCAACCCACCAGCACGGUGGACAGCUCCGGCUCCGACCCCGGCCAGGCGCCCAGCCUCACCACCUGCCUGUCUGACAGUCAUUGCUGUUAGUCGUCCCCGGCAGGACGAUCCCCCCAGGCCGUUGUCCCUGCCUUUUCUUUGCCCGUCCCUCUUUUCCCAGAGUCAUUAGACCAAGGCACAAGACUGGUUCCUCUGCUUCGAGGGUCGGUCCAGGCAGGCACGUUGGACCCUGGGGAGGGACUGGGGGCCUGAAAACAGCAGGAAUUCUUACAACACGUAUA
Messenger RNA from Mustela lutreola (European mink), 1175 nucleotides. RefSeq names its product KLF transcription factor 14 (gene KLF14). The record is from RefSeq and is a predicted model, not a curated record. The transcript has a single exon. Lineage: Eukaryota; Metazoa; Chordata; Mammalia; Carnivora; Mustelidae. Bases 1 to 984 code for a protein of 327 amino acids. Gene Ontology annotation, molecular function: RNA polymerase II cis-regulatory region sequence-specific DNA binding; DNA-binding transcription factor activity, RNA polymerase II-specific. Gene Ontology annotation, biological process: regulation of transcription by RNA polymerase II.